This is a messenger RNA of Tachysurus vachellii, 2718 nucleotides long. RefSeq names its product rab5 GDP/GTP exchange factor-like. Gene Ontology annotation, cellular component: endocytic vesicle; cytosol. The coding region runs from base 246 to 1553 and encodes 435 amino acids. The record is from RefSeq and is a predicted model, not a curated record. Gene Ontology annotation, biological process: vesicle-mediated transport. Lineage: Eukaryota; Metazoa; Chordata; Actinopteri; Siluriformes; Bagridae. Gene Ontology annotation, molecular function: DNA binding; small GTPase binding; guanyl-nucleotide exchange factor activity. The transcript is spliced from 9 exons.
GUUAGUAACUAAAUAGCAAUAUAAUAUCAAGAUAACCAGCUAGUUAAACUGUUACAACGCUUCGGUUCACCACACAAGCUAGCAUAGCAAGCUAACGAGCAAGAAAUGCAAAUAAACUUCGGAUUAUUAAAGUACUGAAUUAAUAAAGUUUAAACAGUUUAGUACAGAGUCUCUGAAAACUAUUAGAUUUGUCUCUUUUAAGAUAACUAAAGUUAAUCUUCGAUUUUCAGGUGGAUCUGAGGAGGAUGUGGGCCGAGCAGAAGCGAGGGAUCCACGUCACACAGGAUGAGCUGCUCUGCAAAGAUGGCUGUGGGUUUUAUGGCAAUCCAGCCUGGCAGGGAUAUUGUUCCAAAUGCUGGAGAAAGAGGACACGCACGACUGAAACCAUCAAAGAGGAUCACGGGCUUCCUGAUGGACAUUCCCAGGUUAACUUGUCUAAAACAGAAGAGAAGAAAAAUGCUAGACGCUCCAACUCUCUUAUGCGACUCUUCUGGGGCAGUUCUUCACCACCACAGCAAGAGUCACCUGAAAGUGAGGAUGCAGCCCUAAAGGCCUUUCAGAGCCUGGAGCCUGGCGAUUUCCCUGGAUUCCUCAAACUUCUGCGCAAGCCGCCCGCUCAACGUCUUCAAUCACGCUGCACAACCUUCCUCGACACAAUCGAGGCUUACCAUAACCUGCCUGUACAGAAACAGUCAGACCUGGUGCAGGAUUUCUACCAUAGUAUUUCUAUUCACUUCGAUGGUCUGUCGGAGCCGCAGGUUUCUCAGAUGAUGGAACAUGUCGAGAAGUUGAUCAUGACUCGUCUCCACAAGUGGGUGUUCUGCCAUGACAGCUGUGAUGACGAACAGAAGGAUCUAACACUCCAGAGAAGAAUCAAGUCUUUGAACUGGGUCACUCCUGAGAUGCUGCGUGUGCCUUUUCCAAAGGGAGGCUCGGACACCAGUGACCCGUAUUUACCUGCAAUUACAGCCAUCAUAGAGAUGGACGCUAAGCGUGCACCUCAGGACAAACUGGUCUGUCUGUCCAAGUGCAGUCAGCAUGUUUUCCAAGCGCUCGCCUCAGAGAGCCAGCAGCCGGCAAAUGCGGAUGACUUCUUGUCCGCUCUUAUUUAUGUCGUGCUACGGGCCAACCCACCCCGUCUGCACUCUAACAUAAACUACAUUGUCCGCUUUGGUCUGCCACACAGCCUGAUGGCAGGGGAGAGUGGUUACUACUUCACCAACCUGUCAUGCACUGUUGCCUUUAUUGAGAAGUUGGACGCCCCAGCUCUUAACCUCACUCCGGAGGAGUUUAACAGCUACAUGCAGGGCCGAAGAGCAUCGGCCGUGCUAGUCGAAAACAACGGCCAAAGGAGAGCCCAGGAAAACCGAGAGCAACUUGAAAAACUGAAGACCCGGCAAGAUAAGGUCGAACAAGGCGCACGUGCUUUUCAGGAGCAGCUGGAUUCGUGGGUACGUUCUGUGCAGGGCCAAAUAGAUGAAGUCAGGGCUCAGUCAGUGUUGGUCCUAAAGGAUGUCGGAGCUGAAUCUCAGCCUGGAAAAACCGUGUGCUGACUGUUCUUUACUUGUGAUUUGUUUGUCAUCAUGCUGAAUCUGCACUGCUGGAUUAAAUGAAAUUUAAACAGAAGAUAGUAAAUCUUUUUAUUUUCUGUUAUUUUGCACUGAUGCUGCAACCCAGAUUUUGCCAGGUUUUGCAAUGUCAUGCUCUUGUAACAUCAGUAUUAUUGCAAUGACAUUUAAGAAGCCCAAUGUGCGCUUAUUCUCUCAUAUUCCAUGUCAGGUACCUUCUAUAGUUCUUUAACAGGGUCCCAGGGCUUCGUUUAUGAGCGCAAGCCAUGGCUCGUUUGCCAUCAUUGCCUCACCGUCAGUGCGUUUUAGCUCCUGCUAGUUGCAGGUCAGUGUAAAGCUGCACAUCAGUUCAUCGGGGAAGAGAAGUUCUUACUGAGCACAGCAGGGUCCUCAUCAGUGAGGAAUAUGGAUCAGUAAGUUCUCCUGAAAAACAAACACUUUUCAGGACCUCAACACCAGGAAUAAUGACAAGCUGAGCUUUAUGGCAGUAAGUUCAUAAGCUUUAGACUAUACUAAAUAUAACACUAAAACCUUGGUGCUGUAAAACUGCUAAACUCUCAAUAUCUUGGCCAACAUCCACUUAGAAGCAGCAUUAUUAAGUCAUCCACUAAAUUCAUUUUAGCCUGAAGUCACUGGAAAGCUAUGCAAAUAUACACACACAGCUUUCAGAUGAUCUUUUUGACCUAGGCUCUGUGUUCAUUGUAUUCUGGAGAACUGCUUGAUUUACUCGAUGUUUUUGAGUUGCGGAACUGUACUAGUAAUAAUUUUUCUUCUGGCAAAUUAACCAGUAAAGUAGGUACACUUUAGCUCUUGACAAUUUCCUUUUCUCUUUUGGUUUUUUUUUCCUUUGGUACAUAAAAAAACCUCAAAACAAGCAGAAACUGGCAGUUUGGUGCUGGCUCUAGAUAUUUAGAUGCAGUACGUGUCUUAGACGUUGCCAUUUCUCUUCCUGUAAGUAGUGGUGUGGUUACUGUGACUUGUUCUGAAUGAGGUGUGUGUGUGAUGCAGCUAUUAAUGAAGAAAUAAAUUUUUUUGUAGCUGUUUCAUCUUGAUUGAAGCUGUUUAUUUAAAUAUUGAAAAUGAAGGAUUUAUAAGUAAGGAAAUAAAUUAAUGUGAAAAUUAAAGUUAUUAAUAAAAUGAAUUCCACAGA